Messenger RNA from Zootoca vivipara (common lizard), 3613 nucleotides. RefSeq names its product nectin cell adhesion molecule 2 (gene NECTIN2). The record is from RefSeq and is a predicted model, not a curated record. Lineage: Eukaryota; Metazoa; Chordata; Lepidosauria; Squamata; Lacertidae.
GAUUGCAGCAGUAGCAACGCGCAAGCUGGGGAGACGCAGCAGUUGUAGCCACGGAGCGCGAGGAGCCGCUUCUUCCCCCGAAAGAGACGGGAUUGAUUCUAAGGCUGAAGCCGAUCCAGCGCCGGACGGACGGACGGACGGACGGACGCCUCGACGAGCCAGAGCGGAGUCCCAGCCGGCGCUUGAUCUGCUGCCCGGACCCUCCGCCGCCCCAUGGGCGCGCCUCGGAGUUCGUGCGCCUUCGCGAGCCUCUUCUUCUGCCUGCUCUCCGGCGCCAUCGCCCAGAGGGUGAAAGUCCUGGAUGAGGUCACGGGCUACCUGGGGCAGGAAGUCACCCUGCCGUGCACGUUUGUGUCGAUGGGCACCGAGAUCAAGGUCAGCCAGGUCACCUGGAUGAAGGAAGCCGCGGGCAGGAAGCAGAAUGUGGCCGUCUUCCACCCGGACCACAAGCCCAGCUACCCAUUGGAGACGGAGCGCGGGCGGAUCCGCUUCAGGACCCAGACCCUGGAGGACGCUACGCUGAUCAUCGGCCCCCUGCGCAUGGCCGAUGAGGGCACCUAUGCCUGCGAGUUCGCUGCGUACCCCUCGGGCAACGAAAACGGCAUCACCAACCUGGUCGUACUGGCCAAGCCCACAAACACUGCAGAAGCCCAGGAGGUCAAGGCUAGCAACCUCGAACUCCCUGUGGCCGUCUGCACCUCCGCCAGCGGGAAGCCGCCAGCCCGCAUCACGUGGCAGUCGGGGCUGAAGGGCAACGCCACCGUCUCGGAGGUGACCAACGCGGAUGGCACGGUCACCGUCACCAGCUACUACCGCAUGGUGCCCACCAAGGAAGCCAACGGGCAGCACAUCACCUGCAUUGUGGAGCACAAGACACAACCACAGCCAGAAGCUCUUCCAGUGGUGCUUUCAAUAUUGUAUCCUCCUGAGGUCACCAUAGAGGGAUAUGACGACAACUGGUAUUUGAGCCGCAACGAGGCCAUGCUCAAGUGCACCGCCAAGGGGAACCCUCUGCCCACCGAGUUCACCUGGAGCACGGCCAAUGGGCCACUCCCAAAGACUGUGGAGGUCCAGGGCGACAAACUCUUGGUGCGCAACGUGGAUGCUUCAGUGAACACCACUUUUAGAUGCCAGGCCACCAAUCGCGUGGGACAGGUUUCGACAGACCAAGUCAUCUUUGUCCGAGAUAAGCCCAACCUGGAAGGGGCAGGCACCACAGGGGGGAUCAUUGGUGGCCUCAUUGCGGCCAUUGUGGCCGUGGCCGUGGUGGCUACCGGCAUCCUGAUCUGCCGCCAGCAGCAGAAGAACCGGAUGGAUCGCGAGGACGACGACCAGGAAGGACCUCCUGCUUACAAGCCGCCCCCACCCUGCCAGCUGUCUGACGAAACAGAACCGGUUCCCACUCCCAGUGAGGCUGAGAGUAUCCCGCUCAAAGCACCCUUUUAUGAACCCAGCAUCACAGACGAUCUCUUUGGUGGGGUCGCUGCCACCGCAAUGGAGGAGGCCCCGCGAUACCACGAGCUGCCAACGCUGGAAGAGCGAGAGGCUGCGGCAGACGCUGGUCCCAGCAUGGAGGACGAAUAUCUGGACCAGAUCAACCCCAUUUAUGACGCGCUCUCCUUCGCAGCCACGGAGGAAGAGGCUGCCAUGUCCACCGACAAGGCCUUUAUCAUGUCCAGGGCUAUGUAUGUCUGAGCCCUGAGGCUGGAUUUCCACCCGAGGCCCAGAGAUGAGGAUGCUGUAUCUUGCGCUGGUCCUGGAGAGAUGCUGCUUCUUUUGACGGUAUAUCCCCUGUUAGAUGCCCAGCGUGGUUCCCUUGAAAAUUCUGGGUUUCUCAUGUGCCUUAGAUGGGCAGGAGCACAUCCUGCUCAAAGCAGGUCUUCUCAUUCCUUCUGUUCCUUCUCCAGCCAGGCCAGAGCUAGGGACUGUCCCCCAAACAUACGUAGUGCCUUCAUCUUUUGUCUUUUGAAAUGGGCCUGAUGGCGGCUUAUACCCUCCCAGCCUCCCCCAAAGUCUAGUGGACCUUCCUGAGCCAAAUUUCCCUGACCCUGAGCCAUCUGGCUGUCGGACAAAUGCUACGUUGACAAUAGAAUCCAGAGUCCUCAGAACUACUUCCCAUGCGUGGAUGCAGGGCCAAGUAUCUCCCCCUGUGGACUCCCCCCUAUUUGACUCCUGCCAAAGCCAGUUGGGGGUGGAAGGUGGAUUUUAUACCUCCUUAGGUUACCCCCCUUCUCAUGAUGCCCCUGUAUUAACCUUUCCUGCCUGGAGGAUGCCUGGUACCUGGUAAAACGACGACUCCUGGGCUGUGCCUCUUCGUAUUGCAGAUGGAGGUUGCCUGAUUGCUCCUUGCCACCCCCAAAAGGGAAAAGAAUCCUACACAUAGAAAAUGGGCAUGUUGGAAAGAAGUCUUUUCUAGACUCCCCCAGCAUCUAGUUUUCUCUGGGUGGAGAGUUUUCCAUGUGUGUCGGGGUGGGGGAGAUUCAGUCGCGCAGUUCCGUCUGCACUCUGGAACAGAACAAUCCAGGAACACCACCAGAUGAGAGCUUUUUCUCUCUAGACCAGACUCCGAGAUACGAUUGGAACUAUCUUCACGUGACAUGAUCACGCCUUGGUGAAUGUUUAGGCUCAUUCCAGAAGGCACAAGAAAUGCCUGCCAGGUGCCUGGCAACGACCACCACAGUGUUAGCCAUCUUUUGGGUUUGACAUGCUAGAUUCCUCAGCCACGGGGUGGUCAACUUGUCGCGGGUACUCCGCUUCUCAUUGUGUCCUCGAAACAAUCUUGGCAUGCGCUCCUGACUGCGCAUGGCGUCCCCAACCAAGCACCCGAGAGUAUUGCUCCCUCCUUGCCCAAAUACACUGCCAGCCCCAGGGAGUUGGGGUUUCCCCAUGUGAGUGAGUGCAAAAGAUAGGGUCUCUUUUGCUGUUGAAAGCUGAGCUCUCCUCCCCAAGCAACCAUAUGCACACACCCCAGGAGGUUGCAGCUGCAACAGACUAUGCCUCGUGGCCUUACUGUAGAGAGCCAAGGGCAAGUGGCAUCUCCUCCUGCGGCGGUAUUCAAGGGGUGGCUGGGCAGGUCCCUACAACGAGUGCUUUUUUAAAAGGGGGGGCUAGGACUUCCCUGCUUGGGCUACCUCCCAACUGCAGUGUUGAAGGUGCCAAUUUAGCACUAGGCCAAGGAUAUGAGCUGUGACAGCCUUUUUAGCAAGGGGGUUGGAAACGGGAUGGACUUGCACAGGUAUCUGUGCAUAACAAUCCUCUCGUUGGGUCUGCGGCACGUCAUCAGGACUCGACCCCAUGCCAAAUCCUGGAACCUGAAGGGUGGCAAGGCAGCUUGUGCUGCCUCACUUGGCUCUGGCCAAAGGAGGGAACUGCAGGGAGAACAGCAAGGAAGGAUCUUCACAUCAGUUGGGCAAAAUAUGUCGUGUGGCAGCUCCCUAUAAAAGCUGUCAGGCGCAGGUUACUGUUGCUGUGUUGCUGGCAAGAGGCCACUUUCUUCCACAAGCCCAAGUUUGGAGUGCUAUGCCUGAUAUCGCCUAUUACCCCAACAAGGACCAGUUAGGCUGGUGGGGACUGUUGCAGUACGAUGUCACUGUGAAGCCUUCAAGUGUCUGCA